This is a messenger RNA of Sorex araneus (European shrew), 602 nucleotides long. It is a transcript of the gene GATC, whose product is annotated as glutamyl-tRNA amidotransferase subunit C. The record is from RefSeq and is a predicted model, not a curated record. Gene Ontology annotation, molecular function: glutaminyl-tRNA synthase (glutamine-hydrolyzing) activity. NCBI's taxonomy places the organism in Eukaryota, Metazoa, Chordata, Mammalia, Eulipotyphla, Soricidae. Gene Ontology annotation, cellular component: glutamyl-tRNA(Gln) amidotransferase complex; mitochondrion. Gene Ontology annotation, biological process: glutaminyl-tRNAGln biosynthesis via transamidation; regulation of translational fidelity; mitochondrial translation. The transcript is spliced from 4 exons. Bases 69 to 476 code for a protein of 135 amino acids.
GCGAUGACGUCACUCUCGGGCGCCUCCUCCACGUCGAGUGCGCGCUACGGGAGCCGACGAGGGCGGAGAUGUGGGCGCGGGUGUUGCGCCGGUGCCUCCCGGCCCGGGGAGGCGAGCGGCGGGGCUUUACCACGCGGGGGUCGCAGGGAAGCGGCCGCGUCACGGCCGAGGUGAUCGCGCGCCUGGAGCGUCUGGCGCUCGUGGAUUUCGGCGGCCGGGAGGCCGUGGCCCGGCUGGAGAAGGCCAUCGCCUUCGCCGACCGGCUCCGCUCGGUGGACACGGAGCACGUGCAGCCCAUGGAGUCCGUCUUGGAGGACAGAUGUCUAUACUUGAGAUCCGACAAUGUGGUCGAAGGCAACUGUGCAGAAGAACUGCUUCAAAACUCACAACGAGUUGUGGAGGAGUAUUUUGUAGCCCCCCCAGGUAACAUCUCUCUGCCUACACUGGACGGACAAGAGCCCUUCUCCCACGGCUGAGCAGGAGGGAUAUUCUCGGUAGGAGUGCCCUUGGAACACGUGGGAGCGUGCUAGUAUUUUGUUGUGAAUGCUAAUAUUCCCCCUACCUUCGGUAACCUGAAAAUAAACUGAUGAUUAAAUACUGUU